Messenger RNA from Desarmillaria tabescens, 672 nucleotides. RefSeq names its product transmembrane protein 6/97. Bases 16 to 543 code for a protein of 175 amino acids. The record is from RefSeq and is a predicted model, not a curated record. Gene Ontology annotation, cellular component: endoplasmic reticulum. The transcript has 5 exons. Lineage: Eukaryota; Fungi; Basidiomycota; Agaricomycetes; Agaricales; Physalacriaceae.
CUUUUGGCCACCAUCAUGGAUCAGCGCGUUCCUCUCAGUGCCAGGCCGCUUGACCUUGUCUACUUUACCUUCUUUCUGUGUCACAUCCCAGCGUCAGUCUUGAUGGACUUCCAAGGCUUGCUAUAUCCCAACACGUAUCUUCCUUGGAUACCAGAAUGGUACAUUAAAUUUUCGGGGGAUCCCUUGAUAGGUGGUCUGAUUCGAGGCGAGGAGGGGCUGGUCUGGUUUAAAUGUUUCUUGGUGCUCGAACUAGUGUUCCAAUUACCGGUAUUCCUGCUGGGCAUGAGGGGACUGUGGAAAGGAUCCCGUUCGAUAUACGUUCUUAUCUUGUUUUACGGCGCUUCGACAGCAACGACGACUCUUCCUUGUGUUCUCCAAAUUUUUAUCUCUGAUGAGCUUGCUGCGGGUCAAAUGUGGAUGCUGCUGUCUAGUUAUAUCCCUUUUUUCUUGCUGCCGUUGGGGAUGGCUGUGGAUAUGGCGUUCCGGAUAUACGGCAUGAUAGAGAAAGGGUCGACGGAUGACGCGUCGAAGAAGAGGGAAUAGGAUUUUACAUAAUUGGUGUCUGUAUUUCUGCUUGAUCUUCAGGAACGUUAAUCUCAUUACCGUCGUGUCUGAUGUGGGCCCCGUAUCGCUGAGAAGUAUCUGGCGCGUCAAUUAUAAUUGACCAACAUA